UUCCAGUACGGACACACCCCGUUCAAAGAAUUGCGUCAGCUAUAUAUUGUAUGGACCACGGCCGCCUGGCCCCGGUACUUCUCCGGCAGCCCAAACCCGAACAUCCUGGAAGAGACUUUACACAUCCCUGAAGCUGUGAGCUAAAACGACGCGGGAGAGAGAAAAACACACACAACUCAAGCUGCCGGGCUUUUAUAGACUAAGGACUCGAAGCAUUUCUCUCUAUUAAAAGAAAGAACACUCGACUGAAGUUUAAAGUCAUUUCAACGGAGCAGAAAUUCCUCUACGAUGACCGACUUCUGAGCGACACUCACCGGGAGACCUCCGAGGAAGUUCUACCAUCACCCUCAACAAUCACAAAAUAAGAAGGCGAAGAAGAAGAAGAAGAGUUUGUCGCUCACAUCGCAGCCAUGGACUCCGGCAAGCAAGUAACGUUCACGUUGAUGCUGAGUGUCGGAUCAGCUGUUAUCGGCUCCCUGCAGUUCGGCUACAACACCGGAGUCAUCAAUGCCCCUCAAAAGGUUAUUGAGAAGUACAUCAAUGAGACGUGGUAUGAGCGAUACCAGGAGCCCAUCUCCAAAGGCACCCUCACGGCCAUCUGGUCCGUCGCCGUCGCCAUCUUCUCUGUCGGCGGCAUCUUUGGCUCCUUCUCCGUCGGGCUCUUUGUCAACCGCUUUGGAAGGAGGAACUCUAUGCUCAUGGCCAACGUCUUGGCCUUCAUCGCAGCCACUCUGAUGGGCUUUUCGAAGAUGGCGAGCUCCUGGGAAAUGCUGAUCGCUGGUCGCUUUGUGGUCGGCUUCUACUCUGGCCUCUCCACAGGCUUCGUGCCCAUGUAUGUGGGUGAGGUCUCCCCAACAGCCCUACGUGGAGCCCUGGGCACCUUCCACCAGCUGGGCAUCGUCGUCGGCAUCCUCAUUGCACAGGUGUUUGGAAUGGAGGCACUCAUGGGCAAUGACAACUUGUGGCCGCUCCUCUUGGGCUUCACCUUCAUCCCCGCUGUGAUACAGUGCAUCCUGCUGCCUCUCUGCCCCAAGAGCCCCCGAUUCCUGCUCAUCAACAGGAACGAAGAGAACAAGGCCAAGUCUGUGUUGAAGAAGCUCAGAGGCACCACAGACGUGAGCUCCGACAUGCAGGAGAUGAAGGAGGAGAGCCGGCAGAUGAUGAGGGAGAAGAACGUGACCAUCCUGGAGCUUUUCCGCUCGCCGCUCUACCGCCAGCCCCUCCUGAUUGCCGUCGUCCUGCAACUCUCCCAGCAGCUGUCUGGCAUCAACGCUAUAUUCUACUACUCCACUCGUAUCUUUGAGAAAGCCGGAGUCGAGCAGCCCGUCUAUGCCACCAUUGGAGCCGGUGUAGUUAACACAGCUUUCACUGUGGUGUCGCUGUUUGUUGUGGAGCGUGCAGGACGCAGGUCUCUGCACCUGGUGGGGCUGAUGGGAAUGGCCGGCUCUGCCGUCUUGAUGACCAUUGCCUUGGCUCUGUUGGAUCAGCUCAAAUGGAUGUCCUAUUUGAGCAUCGUGGCCAUCUUCUCCUUCGUCGCGUUCUUUGAGAUCGGCCCGGGCCCCAUCCCCUGGUUCAUCGUGGCAGAGCUGUUCUCGCAGGGACCCCGGCCCUCAGCCUUUGCUGUGGCUGGUUUCUCCAACUGGACCGCCAACUUCAUAGUGGGAAUGACCUUCCAGUAUGUGGAGGAGAUUUGCGGCCCCUACGUGUUCAUCAUCUUCACCGUGCUGCUGCUCGUCUUCUUCGUCUUCACCUUCUUCAAAGUGCCGGAGACCAAGGGCCGGACGUUCGACGAGAUCUCGGCCGGCUUCCGCCAGUCGGCAGGCGGCGGAGCCGAGAAGCACUCGCCGGAGGAGCUCAACAGCCUGGGAGCCGAUUCUCAGCUCUGAGUGACUUUGACUUCCGACAGACUCUUCCUCAGGCCGAGGAGGUUUCGAGAAGGGUCUACGAACUAGAAGUAGACGCAUCCACUGGUAGAAUCAUUUUCACACUGUCACCACAUUUCGGGCAUUUUUACCAAAACGAACAGCCCCGUGUGAUUCUCCUACAUGACGUCCUCCGCUGUCCCUCUCGUGUCGCACGAAGAAACACAAACAAAAUGGGCACUAUGUCGCCUGGUGUGGAGAGGGGAGCGGAGGAUAGAUAGGGAAGGUUUUUUAAUAUUUUAAAGAUAUUUUAAAGAAGGAAAAGAAGUGUCAUCAAUCAAACUACCUUUUUCAAUCUUUUUGUUUUCACUUUAUAUAUAACUGAUAUGUGCUUAUGCUCUGUUCUUUGUAGCCUGUUACCAUGAAAUCUGUUUGUUACCAUCUGGUUUAAGAGCCCCGCUGCUGUAGAGAUCCAUUCACUGUUCUUAUCAUAAAUACUGUAAUGCCGUAUCACUGUAGACUGUAGAUGCUGCACAGCUCCGCGACCUCACUCCCCACCAGAUGGGGCACUGCCCUUAAAAAAAGGUCCCGAUGCGCCACUGAUGUGGAAUAACUCAUUUCUACCUUUUUUAAGGGACCGCGAUAUAUCAGUGUACUGCUGUGAGGAUUUUAAUCUCCUUAAUGAAAUUAGCGCGCCACACAUUAUACAAUGUUAUUACUUAUUUACUCUUGCUGGACAAUAUUUUACUCUUUUUUUAAAGUUGUUAGACAAAAGACUUUUCUUAGAUUUAUGUCCACGGAGACAGUAAUAUAUCAAAUGUAUCCACCGUUCCUGUAUUUUUACUCCCUCUUUAGCAGUACAAUUGAUGAAAUUGAUAUCGACAUGGAUCGGUGCAAGAGGAACAGAAUCUGCACAGAUCCGUACCACAGCCCUAAACUUGGCAGAAGAAAUAAAUCAUCCAUCCAUUUUACCAUCGCAACAGAUAAGUACGCGUUCACAAUCAGCAGCCACAAAACCAAAAAUAAAUCCGCCUUACAGAACCACAACGUUUGUGGGAUUAAGUUCCCUUCUGAAACAAUGGAGCCUUCUCUGCCUUCAGCCGUAACAGCCUUUUACAGCCUUAUCACCGAGGAGCAGUUUAAGGUCAGGUCGGCCUGAUCUUCACUUUAACUAUUUGUGAGCCGAGAUUAACCUGUAGAGCUUCCGAAGUCUGGUGAAUUGGCUCGAGAGCUGGAUCUUUCCCCUCAAACGGGAGCUGCAGUGCUGCACACUGUUCCUCUGUGACAACUACGAAGCAUCUUCAGAAAAGAAAUCUAAGAAAGAAAAAUAAAUAAAUAAUGGGGACCAAAAGUGAAUGUCUGCAUUUUGGAAGGUUUUCCUUAUCCUGGAAGUGCUUGUCACCUCGUGUUGGGUCAAACCUCCGUCGUUCCUUCAUGUGUCAAAGGAGGUGGACACAUCUUGCUUUGCUGCAAGUCUUGUUUUGUGCCUUGAAUUCUGCAGUAUUGUCAGCUCUCUCUUCGGGUAGUAGUAUUCAGGAGUUAAUGACUGCUGUAUCACUAGUUGAGCCUUUCUUUUCUUUAAAUGCAUUGUUUGAGGAAAGUUAUCUUUUUAGCAGCACUUUAUUUUUCACAGAGAUGUUUCUUCGUCGUUUUCCUUUUUUUUUUUACGUGCAGUGUGGAAUCUUGUAUUACUGAAGAGAGACUUGACUCCUUGAUGUUUUUGAAAUGGAAAUGUGUGAAGUGGUGUCAUUUGUUCAUAUUUAUUACAGUCUCAAAUUCAGUCUAAUGACGACUUUGCUCCAAAUUCAAUACACUAGUCCAAAAUCCUUAUCAUCAUUCCAUAAUUGGUUGAUAAUUAUUGUAUUUAGGCAUUUCCAUAUUUUGUCAUCUGCUGGGCCACCUCACCCUCCCUGGAAAGCACUGUAACAUCCACUUCCUGUGCCUUUGUCACAUCUUCACUAGCAAAAGAAUCGUGAAAUGGCACCAAGUGAUGUCCUUCCCAACACGGCAAAUAUCAAAUCUUAUUAUCUUAUCAUUUUAUGUACAUAUAUUCACAAUUCUGCUCGGGCAUUUGGUUUUAAAUGUAGCCUUUGAAAUCUCCUGGUUGGUGGUCUAAACAUGAUGUAAAUAUGAAACACACUAUGUACAGCCUCACCCGCUCCAAAUUUAUCACAUAUUUAACUUUAAGAAGCGUUUUUUGAUAGAUAAACGAAUGAUCAGUCCUGUAGAGCUGUACAUCUCUAUGCUUUUGGCUUCCACACUUACUACUGUUCCCUUUUGAUUUUAUACCUGAAGACAUGCUGUGGCCUAAUAAUAGCAUAAUCAUCUUAGUUUAGAUUGUGUUAAUGAGACGGAUUCAGAAGUCUUUUCAUUUUAGUGCACAGAGCCUAUUCUAAUGUUUGUAAUAAUAAAAGAUCUGUGUGUAUGCUUUUUGGAUAUUGGAAAUAUGAAUUGAGAUGGAUGAUGUCCUGAAUGGUUAUACAGUCUUGUGUAAGUGGUUUCAUGCUGAAUAAAAGAAAUCAUGCAUACAGAU
Messenger RNA from Anarrhichthys ocellatus (wolf-eel), 4395 nucleotides. It is a transcript of the gene slc2a1b, whose product is annotated as solute carrier family 2 member 1b. Gene Ontology annotation, molecular function: D-glucose transmembrane transporter activity. NCBI's taxonomy places the organism in Eukaryota, Metazoa, Chordata, Actinopteri, Perciformes, Anarhichadidae. The record is from RefSeq and is a predicted model, not a curated record. Gene Ontology annotation, biological process: dehydroascorbic acid transport; response to insulin. Gene Ontology annotation, cellular component: basolateral plasma membrane; plasma membrane; apical plasma membrane. The transcript has 10 exons. The coding region runs from base 411 to 1886 and encodes 491 amino acids.